Molecule: messenger RNA, 2046 nt
Organism: Fusarium vanettenii 77-13-4
Lineage: Eukaryota; Fungi; Ascomycota; Sordariomycetes; Hypocreales; Nectriaceae
Exons: 2
Coding region: 1-2046 (681 amino acids)
Source: RefSeq, a predicted model, not a curated record
AUGCAUGAGUUGAGGAAUUUCUCUGACGAUGAGCAACGUUUGCUCCCUGCCGACGACUAUGCAUUCCCACAGAAGCAGUCUCAUGCCACCACUCGCCCACUUCUCGCCAUACAGGGCCCAGGCCGUCGAUAUUGGUUCCGAUCACUGGUGCUGAUUUUGUGUCCUUUGAUCAUUGUGGGAUACUUUGUUGUCAUUUGUUACUGGCUCAACCGUGAAGGUGGUGACAGCGCUGUCAAUUUCGGCAGACAUGGAGGAAGAUGGGUUUUCUACUCUUGGUUCUUCAUUGGCGUCAUCGGACUUGACCUCUCGCGAUAUGGUCUCCUCGGAGCUGAAGCAGCAAUGCUUGAGCGGACACGCUGGGAGGUGCCCAACCUUGUCGCCCUACUUCAGCACAGCAACAAUACUUGGAGCUCUCCUUCAGGAUGGGGUCGCUUUUUUGCGAGGCUGUUCCUUCGCAAGAGGCGAGACACACAUCGCCUAUGGAUCAUACUUGCUUCUCUGAGCAUCGUCUUUUUCGUCGCCUUGCCCAUCUCUGGUCUUGCAAUCGAGCAAGCCGAUGGUUACACCUACACAUCCGGAAGACCUACAGUGGUUGGCCGCAAAUGGGAAAAUUUUCAUGCCAGAGACAAAAAUCACUACUAUCCAAAUGCGAAAAUUGCUUGGGAGGCUGGUGCACCUCCUCAGGUCCCUGGAUUCGGUGUUCUUUACACUCAAAAAGGCCUCGAUCGGGAAGAGUACGAUGGGCUCGCGAAAGUUCCCAACACUCUCCCCCUCAACGAAAGCAUGCCCGAAGUAUUUCUCGCGCCUCAAGCUGAAAAUCCCGUGGCAGACAAGGCAUGGGGUCUGAUAGCAAGCUAUCGGUGCGAGAUUAUUGACAAUGUCGACGAUUUCGUUCUUCUCAACCCGAAAGUCACGCCCGACGCCUGGAAGGACUGGGGGUCACAUCGAGACUCGGAAGCAGGUUACUCUGAAGUCACUCAACGUGGCCGCGGUAUCUUUGACUAUUUCGAAGCGGCUGGCAACAUCCUGGCUUAUGGCCAAGUUGCGUUUGGCCAGAAAUGGACAGCCUACAACGGAAGCGAGGUGGACUACUACAAACCCGAUGACUUGGACAACGGUGACCUCCUGGAGUAUGCUCUCUGGCAAUAUCGUAUCCCACCCUCGUACAAGGAAAUCGAAGACUUUUCCGAUGACCUUGAUCCCACCAUCGAAGGCUUCGAUGGUAACCCUAUCGUCAAGGCAUCCAAUGGUUCAUGGGUUCCAAACACAACAUUCUUCGGCACGCUUUCCAAAACCCAAAACAACAUGUCCGAUACCACGAACCUUUUUGGGGACCACGGACCGUUCAAUACGAGCAUCGCAGGGUAUAACAUUACCCAUUUCGCUGCACCUAUUGGCGUCCAGUGCAGAACGAUGUCGACUCUCGGAUACGCCAUGUUGGACCCCUGGGAUUCUACCUUUAGCUCGUUUGAGCCGAUGAGUGACCCUCUCUUCAACUUUAACAUUACCGUGAGCCGCGCGCCGACACUCGGCGCCAUGGCCGCUACUACACUGCACAGAGGACGAUACAGCAAGAUAUUUUCUUCUCUCAACCACCCUGCGGCAAUCAUACAGUCAAAUUCUCAUGCCUAUGAUGGGUAUAUUAAGCCCAUGGAUCUAAAGAGGACCGUCAUGCGGGCGUAUGCCAUGGAUUUGUUACAGCUCAUGUACGACGGCAAGUACGGCUUCGAAGGCGGCUGGGAACACCCGAACCUUACCGCGACGGAAGAGUCAAAGGUACUCACACUGGGUGAAUUUCCGAUCCUGGUACCUAUUCUAAUGGUGAUGUUCGGUUACUGGGCCCUUGGGUGCCUUCUGUUGGGAAUCUUUUACGGGUUCAGACGGCGACAAAAUGAGACGAUGGAUGGGUAUGCGUACUUCCGACUUUCUACGGACUUGGCGGAUGAUGUCAAGCCACUGGUUGGCGCUUUGAUGAAUAACAAGCCUGAUGAGAUUGAUGGCUUGUGGAAUGUUCCGGGGUCUAUUAAACACGCGGUGAUUGUCUGA